Messenger RNA from Nasonia vitripennis (jewel wasp), 1846 nucleotides. RefSeq lists its product as uncharacterized. Bases 648 to 1157 code for a protein of 169 amino acids. NCBI's taxonomy places the organism in Eukaryota, Metazoa, Arthropoda, Insecta, Hymenoptera, Pteromalidae. The record is from RefSeq and is a predicted model, not a curated record. The transcript has 2 exons.
UCCUCCUCCUCCUCCUCCUCCUCCUCCUCCUCACCUUCAUCCGAUGACGUAGGUUCAACAUAUUCACUUACUGUGUAUUCUGUAAUAUUAUCAUCAUCUUCAUCAGAGGCUAUGUCGGCUAACAAAUUUUCUAACGCUGAAAUGUAAAACAAUUUUAUGUUAAAAAUACAGAGCUUACUUUUUAUAAUAAACGUUAUAUGUAUUCGAAGGUAGUGAUGCAUACAACACAUGAAUAUUAAAAUCUCUUUGAUGUCGAAUGAAUUAAAACAAAAUAUUAACCGAUAUUUGAUUACACAUUGUUUUAAUAAAAAAAAAGCAAGAAGUAUAGCCAGCUCGUUCGGAUAUCGGGUGUACGAGCACACGUGAGGUAUCGAACAAUAAUCAGCACAAGUCUAAAUUUUUCUCCUUCGUCCUUCCUUCUCCUCCUAGGCCCUACAGAUGACUGCUUCGACUACAAUCGUCAGUUCCAAGUUGAUCGUAGUUCCACUAGGAUGUCUGUGAAAAGUGUUGUUUUACGUCAGUUGGAGGAGAAAAGCUCUCUCCUAAAAUCACGGAUGGAGCGUACGUCGCGGCUCAUACAGCAGCACCGCGACACGUAUGCUGUGCUGUAGGAGGAGCGUGAAGAAAUCAAACGCACGCUGCAUAUCAUGAAAAGUUCACCUUCCAUCGGCCCCGUCAAUUACUACAUCCCUAAGCUUGGGGAUGUAUGUGAAGUGUGUGCGCGGGUGAUGAAGCGGAUGACCAUACGCACACGGUGGACGUACUGCACGGAGUGCAGGGCGCCACGCUGUACGACGUGCAGCAGAAGAGAGCUGUCGUGUUGCAGCGUAGGAACAGAGAAGAGGGAGGAGACGGAGGUGGUUGCUGAGGAGGUGAUGCAGCAGCAGGAGGUGGUGCAUGCCGAUGAAGAUGCUGCUAUGCUAGAUCUUGUGAAAAGAGAGGAGCAGCAGGAGGAAGCGGAGAUGCAGCAGGAGGAAGCGGAGUUGCAGCAGGAGGAAGCGGAGGGUGAUGAAGUCGAUACGGAGAUUGAUAUAGGCGAAGAAUUUUGUCAGUUCGACUCGCCUGCAUCUCCCAACAACAUAGCUGACAGGGGAAAGCUUGUCAUCAUGAAGAUAGAGGCGAGUGCUGAAGAAGAGACAAUCGACAUCGUAUCGUGAAAUUUUGUGUUUAUGUGCGUGAGUGUAUAGUGAACGCGUAAGUUUUAUCAUUAAUUAUAUUUACCCGUGUAUGUGUGUGUGUGUGUGUGUGUGUGUGUGUGCCUAGAUUAGUAAUUAAGAGUAAGGAGUGAUUUGUGAGAGUGUGUGCGUAAGAGAGAGAGCGUGUGCGUAAGAAACAGCGUGUGCGUAAGAAACAGCGUGUGCGUAAGAAACAGCGUGUGCGUAAGAGAGAGAGAGAGAGAGAGAGAGAGAGAGAGAGAGAGAGAGAGAGAGAGGGAAGGAAAGCUUGUGCGUGAGAGAGAAAGAGAUAGGGAGAAAAAGAGAGCGUGUGCGUAAGAAAGAGUGUGUGCGUGUGAGUAAGAGAGAGAGAGAGAGAGCGAGCGCAGUGUAAGAAGCUAGUGUCCCUUGUGCAUUAGCAGACGAUACGAUUGUGUGUGUGUGUGUGUGUGCUCGCGUAAGUGUACGUAUGUGUACACAUGCGUGAUUGGAUUUAUAUUGUUUAUGAUAAUUCGAAUAAUAAUAUUUUUUAUAAUAAAAACCAUUAUACAUUGUAAGAAAUGAUUUUUUUUAUUUACUAACUUGGUGUGUGGAGACAAAUGACAUCAUUACUAUUGUAUCCUUAUCUUAUCAAUGUAAACAAAUAAUUUAGUUAAGGUAUUGUUUGUUUACAUAAAUAAUUAAUUAAAAUU